AUGUCUCCGUUUCCAAAGCUCGUCUUCAUCACCGGUGGCAGCACUGGUAUCGGGCUUGAGACGGUCAAGGCACUCAUCAAGUCAUCGAAAGCCAGCUACCACAUCUUUGUGGGCAGUCGUUCACAGGCCAAGGCAAGAGAUGCGGUAGAGCAAUUAAGGGACCUCCUGGGGCCGUCUAGCAGCACUGCCGAGCCAAUGCAGAUUGACGUGACGGACGACGAGUCCAUACAGCAGGCGGCCAAGUACGUGGAGGAUAGAUUUGGAUGGCUGGACGUGCUGAUCAACAACGCCGGCGUUCUCCUGGACACGGCUUUGUCCCAGGACGCACCCAACUUUAGGACCAUCUUCAACGGGGCGUACGAUGUCAACGUCACGGGCGCGCAAGUCACGACGUGCCUCUUCGCCCCUUUGCUCGUGAAAUCCCCCCACGCACGCCUUGUAUUCCUCAGCGCGAGCAACGCGCAUCUCGGCGGCGCGUUUGAGAGCUGCGUCUCGCCUGGAGCGCCAGGGCCCGCCGCCGGCUGGCCAAAGGAUGAGGUCGUGAUGCAGCAGGGAUACAGGUGUUCCAAGGCGGCUGUGAAUAUGUGCAUGCUGACCUGGUGCCAGAUAUUAAAGAGCGAUGGGGUCAAGACUUUCGCCGUCAGUCCCGGGCACUCGGCGACACAUCUUGGCGGGAGUACGCCCAGGAGGAUGAGGCGGUCUGGCGCCCGCGACGCGGCCCUGGCAGGCGAUCUGGUGCGAGCAGUGGUGGAGGGCGAGAGAGAUGCACAUUUUGGAAGGGUGGUGACGUCGGACUGUGUGCAAGGAUGGUGA
Messenger RNA from Metarhizium album ARSEF 1941, 813 nucleotides. Its product is annotated as NAD(P)-binding domain protein. The coding region runs from base 1 to 813 and encodes 270 amino acids. The transcript has 2 exons. The record is from RefSeq and is a predicted model, not a curated record. Lineage: Eukaryota; Fungi; Ascomycota; Sordariomycetes; Hypocreales; Clavicipitaceae.